Messenger RNA from Microplitis demolitor, 3954 nucleotides. Its product is annotated as beta-1,3-galactosyltransferase 5. NCBI's taxonomy places the organism in Eukaryota, Metazoa, Arthropoda, Insecta, Hymenoptera, Braconidae. The transcript is spliced from 3 exons. Gene Ontology annotation, cellular component: membrane. Gene Ontology annotation, molecular function: hexosyltransferase activity. Bases 429 to 1487 code for a protein of 352 amino acids. The record is from RefSeq and is a predicted model, not a curated record.
AUAGGGCGUUGUUGCUCCUCUCUGAGACUAUCUGUCAAUUAUUAUUAUUUUUAUUUAUGUUAGUAUUAUUAUUAUUACAAUUGUGAUUAUUGUUAUCAGCGCUUAGUAUAUAUAUGUGUGCAUAUUGUAUAUGAUCAUACAUAUUAUAACAAACGACAGAGAGUGAAUAGGGAAUUUAUUAUCUUUUGGCAUUGACAUAUGCCGAUUACCGCAGUAUAUGUGUUGGAAUAUUUAUAAAUAAUUAACAAGUACAUAAGUACUUGUUUUAUCUAUUUUUCUUUAUUUUUAUUUAAAUUCAAUAGUUAUAGUCCUUGGAUUAUGUCUAUUAAAUAUACAACCCGGGUAGCAGUCAUUAGUUCAUUACGGCCGCGUAAAAAAUAAAGAUUAUUAGGAUGACGUGAGUAGAAUGAUAGGGUAUUUAUGUGAAUAUGUUGGAUAAGCGGCGGCUUCAUGGCCACGUGUCGCCGCCAGGUUACUUACUCUUCGUGGUUGCCUUGCUUUUAAUGGGAUUUUUAUCAUUUUGGAUGUUGAUAAUUGGAAGUCCUGAGUCAACGUUGUUAACUAGUGAAGUAACAGUUCCUGGAUACGUUUUACUGGUUCCUGAUAAUGUUUCAACAAUAUCUGUACCAUAUACAUUAAACGAUCUGCCGUCCAGCGAUGAAUCGACGCUGAUUGAUAUUAAAAAUUUUAAAUUUAUCUUAAAUCAUGAUCCGUGUAAUAAAACACAGCCGUUGCUGUUGAUGCUGAUACAUUCAGCACCUGGUAAUUUUGCUAAACGCAAUGUUGUGCGUAAUACUUGGGGUAAACAGACACCUGAAGUCGUAGUGUUGUUUCUUGUUGGAUCAACGCUUGAUCAUCGGACAGAUGUUCAUCAAGAAAAUAAAAAGUAUCAAGAUAUUAUACAAGGAAAUUUUAUUGAUGCAUACAGAAAUAUGACUUACAAACAUGUCAUGGCUUUAAAAUGGGCUACUUAUUAUUGUCCAAGUGCUAAAUAUAUAUUGAAAUUAGACGAUGAUGUUUUUGUGCAUACACCCGCGAUGAUAGACUUUUUAAAACACGGUCUUUCACCAUGGGGUGCAAGACGUUUGAUCCUGUGUGAUCCAUUGUCGACGGGUACUGUAAAAAGGUCAUGGCGUUCUAAAUGGCGCGUAUCACCACAAGAAUACCCUGGUAGACGGUAUCCAGCUUAUUGUGCAGGUUGGGCUAUUUUAUAUUCACCUGAUAGUGUAUUUCUAUUGUAUAAAGAAGCUCAAAAAGAACCAUACUUUUGGAUUGAUGAUGUCCAUAUUACGGGAACAGUUGCUAGAAAAGUUAAUUUAACUCAUAGUUCAUUACAUUCAUUAGUAUUAAAGAAUGAAGAUAUGGAAGAGUUAUUGAGUAAUCCAAAUAUACAUCGUGAAUUUUUAUUUGGACCGCCCAAUUUAGCUGAAAACCAUAUUAAGGCAUUACACCAUUUGAGUCAUUCCAAUAAAAUUUUGCAAUUAUAAUAAUUGGUAAUUUAUUAUUAUUAUUAAAAUUCAUUUAAUAGACAAAAAAACACAAAUGUAAUAUUUACAGGAACCCCCCGAGUAUACGACAGGAAAAAAUUUUUUUUUUCCUCUCUUUAAGUAUACCAAAGUUGGAAAUAUUUUUUUAAGUAAAAUUUUAAAACUUAAAAUUUUUUUGUUGGCUAUUCAAUUAUUUUGAAUAAAAAAAAAUACACAAUAUUUUUGGUGCCAUUAAACUAAAUGUCCGGAGACAUGAUUAUUAAAUCCUUGAAUAAAUAUUUUUAAAUAAAAUAUCCUGAUUAAAAAUUUUUUAUACCUAAAAUUAUUAAAUAUUUAGGAACAAUAAUUAUGAAGACUCUGCAUUAAUUCGAUAAAUUAUUUUUUUAAUAAUAAAGAUAAGCAUUAAUUAUAUUUUGUAAUGAUAAUUUUAUAAAUUAGUUUUUUUUAAACAAUAUGUUUGCGGGGAUAUUUUUAACAAGGAUUCUAUAGUCAUGUUACGAUAUAUUCUGCCCAGUGAAUAUAAUAAGUGGGUACUAAAUACAACAUAAAUGAAUUGAAACAUUUUUUAAUUUAAUUGCAACAAAUGAUUUUUUGAAUUAUGAUUUAAAUAUUCAAAUCUUAGAUAUGUUUAAAGAGAAAUAAAUAUAAAUAAAUAACAAUGAAAUAAAAUGAUUAGUGAAACUUGAACAUUGUCAAAUAAAUAAGGUAAAUGUCCCAAUACCGGAACGGGACCCAAUACCGGAACGAUUUGAUAAUCAUUAUAUUAUAUUUCAACUCGUACGCGAUGAAACUAAAUAAAACUUUCUUUAUUUGAAACCUUAAUCUUUCAGUUAAAAAAUAAGAUAUAAAAUAGAUUUUAGAAAAUAUUUAAAAUAUGAAAAAAAAAUGUUAAUUAGAGCAAUAGUCUCGGAUUCAUGACUUUUUCAUAUCUCUUAAUGGUUUUGCUAAGAAAUCAGUCAAUGGUCUUAAGCUUAUAGAAAAUGGAUAGAAUUACUUUUCAAUAAUUUUUUUUUUUGUAUAUGCAUCUUGAAUCACAUAAAAUUCAAGAAAACAUAUUAAAAAUAUGAAAAAAAAUAGUAUUAUUAUAUUAAUUUUACUGUUCGUCUAUUGGUACACCAAAAUGAACCCGUGCCCAGUACCGGAACAGCCAAUCAUAUUAAUGUUAUCUAUAAACAUUAACGGUGAGUUUUAUUGACUGGCUAAAUCAAGUACAAUAUUAAUUAUUACUGGAGCCCUAAUAUUUAAUGCAGUAUGUAUGAUUGUUAUAAAAAAUAGAUUAAGUAGAGAUAAACUCUAAUUUAAAUCAUAAAAAAUAAAUUUUUGUUUUCAGUUUUUUUUUUCUAGUAUAACCUCAAAUGAUUUAUUUUAUUUCUAUUCAUUAGUUCAAAAUAUUUAUUUUCAUUGAAUAUUCAAUCAUUUUAAAAUUUUAAAUACAUUUUACAUUAUGGGUGUGAUAUAGCACACACCAGACAAAUUUAAAAUUAUUAAUAAAUCGAGUAAAUAAUAAAUAAUAUAAAAUUAAAAAAAAUACAAACUCAAAAGAUUUUAAAAUUAAUAAUGCUUUUUUUGUAAAUAUUAUUUUUUUAAUUAUUUAUCUUAUUUAUUUAUAAUUUUAAAGUUGUCUGAUGUCUGCUACAUUCAUACUCGUUUUACAUUAAUAUUAUUUAAUAAUUAUUAAUAUUUUCACCAUGAAUAAAUGCAAAAAAUAUCUUAUUUUAUUUACUGUUCCGGUAUUAGGACAACCGAAUUCCCGUAUUGGGACAAGGCUAUUUCAGCGUUCCGGUAUUGGGUCUUUUAAGUGUCAUAGAAAAAAAUUUUUUUUUUUAUAUUAAAUUUAAGAAAAAUCAACUAAUUUGAUUAUUUUUGAAUUGGUAAAUGUCUAUUCUAUAUGAUGUAAUAAAUUAUUUUGGUUUAUAAUUUAUUUGAAUAUUUUUAAAACUAUAAAAAUCAGUCAUAUACCCUUCAUCGUUCCGGUAUUGGGACAUUUACCUUAUAUCAGCGAAAUAAUGACUUAUUAUAAAUAAAUAAUAACUUAAAAAUAUUUCAAAGUGAAAUUUAUAAUUGACAAUUAUCAAGUUUAACUAUUUCAUGUUUAGAUAAAACAAUUUAGUAAAUAGAAUUAUAUUGAAUGAUACAAAUUUAAGUAUCAUUAAUUGCCAAAAUAACAGACAUUAGAACCAAAAAUAUGUAAAAAAAAAAAAAAAAAAAUAUAAGAAAAAAAUGAGAAAACAAAAAAAUUGUAAAUAUUUAUGGAGAUGAGAAGGAUAAUAUUUAAAAAAUGGUCGAGCAUUUGAAUUUAAAGAAUUAAAAUGAACUAAAAUACUAAAAUUAAUGAAAUUUUAUGGAUAUUAAUUAUUAUGAAUUACAAUUGUAAUGUUAUGUAAUUAUUAAACAAUUACAUAGAUUUACAAUGACAAUUCUAGUCUAAUUAUAUCCUAUUUAUUGCUCAAUUUAAUCAAUAUCUAAA